This is a messenger RNA of Meleagris gallopavo (turkey), 2460 nucleotides long. The record is from RefSeq and is a predicted model, not a curated record. NCBI's taxonomy places the organism in Eukaryota, Metazoa, Chordata, Aves, Galliformes, Phasianidae.
UUGUGCCAUUCUAUUCCUGUUAAAUCCGUAGAAAAUGAGAAAAUACUCGACAUUUUGGGGGAAACUUGUAAAUCUGAGCUCCUUAACGAAGAAACCUCCGAAGCGGAGCAGCCACAUGCACAGGAAGCAAGUAACGUGGUGCCAGGCAAGAGGCUAGCAGAGGAAGAGGACGCUCUUGCUGCCGCUCAGUCGGAGGAAGAUGCUUUAGAUUUGGACAGCAAAUCGGCACAAGCUAUGGCAAGGAAGGAGGCAAAGCGUUUAGUUGUAGCGAAAGGGGAGACAAGUGAACAGACAAUAGAGGAAGAGAAGCUGGACUCUGACUCUGUAGGAGUAGAGAGCGUAAGCGAUCAGAGUAGCAAGCGCUGCCAAGGCCUGGAAGCCUCUAGUGGGGAAACAGCGGAGAGAGGCGCAGGUGCGGAAGGCAAAGAUAGCAAAGAAGAUGCCAAGAAAACAGAAGACAAAGCUAAUUCAGAGGAAUCCCCCGCUACUAAAGAGUCCUCAGCCAGUGAGGGCGGUGAUCAGAAAAAGAGCUCUGCUGAGGAGGACAAAGAUACAAAGCAAGCCUCCAAAGAUGAGAAAGGCCGUGCUGGCAGUGGUUCUGGCAGGAAUCUGUGGGUCAGUGGCCUCUCAUCCUCUACAAGAGCAACAGACUUGAAGAAUCUCUUCAGCAAGUAUGGGAAGGUGGUUGGUGCAAAAGUGGUGACAAACGCUCGCAGUCCCGGCGCGCGCUGCUACGGCUUCGUGACAAUGUCCACAUCUGAGGAAGCCACCAAGUGCAUCAAUCACCUGCACAGGACAGAGCUGCACGGGAAGAUGAUUUCUGUGGAAAAGGCCAAAAAUGAACCAGCUGGGAAAAAGCCUUCAGACAGAAAGGAAGGCGAAGCACGGAAGGAAAAAGACAGGCACCAUUCUGCAGAUUCCAAAUCUGAGAAGUCUGUUGGUGUUAAAAAGGAGGAGAAGGCUGACAAAAAAGACGAUGCAAAGAAACCUGAGAAAGAUUCAAAGGAUGAGAAGGAAGGGAAAGAGAAAGAGGAGCAGAAGGCUGGAGCCUCCGAUCGAUCCAGGGCGAGCAAAUCAGCAAGUCGAGGAGCUGAGAGGACAGUAGUGAUGGAUAAAUCUAAAGGAGAACCCGUUAUUAGUGUGAAAACAUCUGCUUCCAAAGAGAGGAGCACAAAGAGCCAGGACCGCAAAUCUGAAAGCAAAGAGAAGCAGGACAUUUUAUCAUUCGAUAAAAUCAAAGAGCAGCGCGAGCGCGAGCGGCAGCGGCAGAGGGAGCGUGAGAUCAGGGAGACGGAGCGGCGCCGAGAGAGAGAAAGGCGAGAACGAGAGCAGCGCCUUCAGGCCAUGCACGAGCGGGAUGAAAGGCAGAGGCUGCAGAGGGAGAGGGAGAGACUCGAAUUUCAAAGGCAGCGUCUGGACAGAGAGCGCUUGGAGAGGGAGAGAUUGGAGAGGGAAAGGAUGCACAUCGAGCAGGAGAGGAGGAGAGAGCAGGAACGCAUCCAGAGGGAGAGGGAGGAGCUGCGGCGUCAGCAGGAACAGCUGCGCUACGAGCAGGAGCGGCGGUCAGCAAUGAGGAGGCCUUAUGAUGAUGGCAGGCGGGAUGAUCCAUACUGGCCAGAGGCGAAGCGGAUGGCGCUGGAUGACAGAUACCACUCUGAGUUUGUGCGCCAGGACCGCUUCCAUGACUUCGACCACAGGGAUCGUGGCCGGUACCAGGAUCAUUCCCUGGACAGAAGAGAAGGUUCAAGAGGAAUGCCAGACAGAGAUGGGCAGCAUUACCCCGAUGAGCGGCACGGCCCCGAGCGGCACGCGCGGGAAUCCCGCGACGGUUGGGGCGGUUAUGGGUCCGAGCGGAGGAUGAACGAAGGGAGAGGGAUUCCCCCACCAACCCGAGAUGGACGUGACUGGGGAGAUCAUGGUCGAAAGUUAGAGGGGCAUCAAGAUCGUUCAUGGCAGGGCAGUGUGGCUGGAGGAAUGAUGGGACGGGAUCAUGAGAGAUGGCAAGGUGGUGAUCGAGGCACGCCUGGUCAGCAGGGACCAGGCCAUGCGAUGCACCGCGGUGGGAUGGCAGGGCGUGGAGGAUUCACACAGGGCCCAAACCACAGCCAGGUGGCACCGAGUGCUGCAGUGCAGGGGGGGUUUGCAGGCCAGGAGCGGGGACACAGAGCGACCGAGCCGCGCUUCGCCCGCCGCUACUGAGAGCGCUUUAAUACACAGAUCUAUAGACAUAAAUAUAUAUUUUUUAAUACAAAAUGACAAUGGUGGUGAGUUUUAUUAAGCAACUUGAAUUUGUGAUGACAAAAAAGCAAGACUGCUGCCACAUCGUAGCCAAAUGCUCUAUCAGUUCAGCUGAUUGGUUUCCUUUCUUUGUUAUGAACGUGUUCUUGGUCGGCAUUGAAGUUUCUGUUAGUGAAACAUUCCAUUUUUCCAGAACAAUAAAAGCAGUUGAUGGUGAACAAA